AUGCACUUGCCGUACGAGUCCAGGGGCCGUCGGCGCCGCGAGAUGGCUGAGCUCGAGCCCUGGUGGCUCCAGUCCAUCAUCGACGAAACGCUUGGCGAACAUCCUGACCUCGUACGGACUGGCAGUCCAGACUAUAUGUGCUCGCAACUACCACUACACUGGCGUUCUAACAAAACGCUGCCUGGUGGGUUCAAGGUAGUGGCUCUUGGCGAUGUACUGGACGGUACUCAAGUUACUGUCAGAGCUGGCAACGAUGAGAACUGCUCCGCCGAAUUGAGAAACAACACAGCCGUAAUGAAGAAUAGAGUCGCCAAGUUUAACGACCUGCGAUUUGUUGGCAGAAGUGGUAGAGGGAAAAGUUUUUCGUUGACGAUAACGAUAUCGACAACGCCGCCUCAAGUAGCAACAUACCAAAAAGCAAUCAAAGUAACUGUCGACGGACCCCGAGAGCCACGCUCUAAAACUAGUACAAACGUAUCUACACACCAAAUACGAGCUAUCGGGUUCCAGCGGCCAUUCAUCUCGACCACCUCUAUGGCACUUCGGGAUAUGGAGUAUAAGUCAUCAACAAGGAGUCUACGAUCGAUGUCUCAUGAAGAACGCGAGUACAAAACGAACGCCAACAUACCUACUGAAGAGAACGUUGGCAACAUCUUAGGGGCGAGCGAGUGGAAUACUGGUUAUCCCUCAACUGCCUCCGUGUAUCCUAGCUACGGACCUAUACAGCCUACAUACUACAAGCCAGACACGACGAUACACAUACCUGCUGUACUUCCUGAAAUGCCGUUAGGACAUACAGACUACAGCGGCUUCCAAUCUAGCUCCACGGGUUUUAAAGGAAGUCCAAGCGGCACGAGCGGCACGCUAACCGACCUCAACGCGCUCAACAUGACGCAGCGAUACGACCCCAACUAUUACAACUCCUGGCCCACAAACUCUUACAACUAUCAAUACAAUAAUAUAAACAAUAACCCCGCCUGCCUACAAUCGCACACACCUUACAUAAACCCAAACCCUCAAAUGAUCCUUCCAAACCUAACCUACUCUACAGUCAAUCAAAACCAAAUACACGUCCAUCUCCACAGUUCAGAGAAGUAUCUGGAACAGUAUAUGCCGAGUGAGAUCAAAAUAAACGAUAUAGACGGCGGUAUCUCCAUAACUACAGAUUUGUCUGGAGGAGGAGAACCCUCAGGACUCGUUCAAACUUGCGAAAGCAGCGAUGACGUGAAACACGGACUCUACGGUGCAGGAAGCCAAGAAGUGUGGCGACCCUAU
Brenthis ino (lesser marbled fritillary) is the source of this 1275-nucleotide messenger RNA. The record is from the annotation of a GenBank genome assembly. NCBI's taxonomy places the organism in Eukaryota, Metazoa, Arthropoda, Insecta, Lepidoptera, Nymphalidae.